GUCGGUACAGAUAAGAUGAGCAUGUUAGCGUUUCAGUAUGAAGACGCCGCGCCAAGCGAAUGGUUGAGAAUGACAUUAAAAGUACGCGACCCUUAAAUCACAGAAGGUUUAAUUCGUCUGUCGAGCCUAAAUGGAUGGACAACGGAUGAUUACAUUAGGAAAUCACUUGUCAUCAGGGGAGACGACUUAUUGGAAAUAAUGGGGAAUACGACUCCCAAACCGCUCAUUGAUGCGAACCUGCAGCACCGUCCUGUGGUCAGCCGGCAGUACUACACGUUGCCGGGCAACGGCGUGGAGCGCCGCACGUCGGCCCCGCCGGCCUCUCUGGGCCCGGAGCCCCCGCGCUUCCACCCGCAGGCCAAGGGCAAGAACAUCCGCCUGGACGCCCACCUGCGCCGCGCCACGCGCAAGAACAGCUUCUGCAACGGCAUCACCUUCAGCCAGCGGCCCGUGCGCCUCUACGAGAAGGUGCGCCUGCGGCUCUCGGCCGUCCACAGCGGCUGGAGCGGCGCGCUGCGCUUCGGCUUCACCAGCCUGGACCCCGGCGAGCUGGCCUCCUCCGACAUCCCCAAGUACGCGUGCCCGGACCUGGUGACGCGGCCGGGCUACUGGGCCAAGGCGCUGCCCGAGCGGCUGGCGCUGCGGGACAACGUGCUGGCCUUCUGGGCCGACCGGCACGGCCGCGUCUUCUACAGCAUCAACGAGGGCGAGCCCAUCCUCUUCCACUGCGGCCUGAGCAUCGGCUGCCCCCUGUGGGCCAUCAUCGACAUCUACGGCAUCACGCAGGAAGUCACGCUUCUGGAGAGCACGUUUGCGGAGAGUGUGGGAGCCAGCUGUCUGAGUGCGGUGCGGCUGAGCGCCUACCUGCCGCAGAGCAGCCACGACUCGGCCAACUACAGCAACAACCAGCUGGAGAGCAGCCAGGCGGCCGCCGCCAAGAUGGCCACCCUGCAGCUGGCGCCGUACAACCCGCUCAUCCCCUGCUGCUCCUCGUCGCCCUCCGCCUCCUCCGCCCUCAACAACCCUACCUCCUCCUCCUCCACCUCCUCGUCCUCCACCUCCUCCACGUCGUCCACGUCCAAUAGCGGCGGCGGCGGAGGAGGAGGAGGAGGAGGAGGUGUCGGGCCGACCACGCCUCCGCCGUUGAUCCUCUCCUCGGCCGGGCCGAGGCUCAUGGCGCCCCCGUCCUCGUCGUCCUCCUCUUCCUCCCCCCGCGGUGGCGGUGGCGGCAGCGGCGGUCUCGCCUCCUCCUCCUCCUCCUCCUCCUCCCCCCUGGACACGGACCUCCACUUCCACCCGGUGCGCGGCUCCGACGUGGUGCUCUCCGCCGACCGCACGGCCGCCUGCGUCCACUUCCUGGACGGCAGCCGCACGCUGGUGUUCGGCGACCGGCCGCUGCGGCCCGGCGAGACGCUCUACGUGGAGGUGGGCCACCUGGGCCUGCCCUACCUGGGCGCGCUGCUCUUCGGCGUGACCUCGUGCGACCCCGCCGGGCUGCAGGCCGCCGACCUGCCCGCCGACCCCAACCUGCUGCUGGACCGCAAGGAGUACUGGGUGGUGUACCGCGGCUUCCCCAUGCCCUGCGCCGGCGACGUGCUCAGCUUCUGCCUGCUGCCCAACGGCGAGGUCCACCACGGGGUCAACGGCGGCGCCCGCGGCCGCCUGCUCUGCGUGGACGCCUCGCAGCCCCUCUGGGCCUUCUUCACCCUCCACGGCGCCGUCAACCGACUCAGGAUCCUGGGCACUCUGCAGGCCAGCCCUCCCCUCAGCUCUCCCUCCAUCUCGCAGAGCAGCUCACCGGACGACAGUGACUCUGACCUGGCCUUCAGCGUCAACCGCUCCUCCUCCGCCUCCGAGUCAUCUCUGGUCACCGCCCCGAGCUCGCCGCUGAGCCCGCCGGUGUCGCCCACCCUCCCCUCCCCGGAGGCGCCCCCCGGUGGCGGGGGCAGCAAGAGCGGCGAGUGCACGGUGUGCUUCGACCAGGAGGUGGACACGGUCAUCUACACGUGCGGCCACAUGUGCCUGUGUCACGAGUGCGGCCUGAAGCUCAAGAAGCAGAUCAACGCCUGCUGCCCCAUCUGCAGGAGGCCCAUCAAGGACGUCAUCAAGACCUACCGACCCUGAGGUCCUGAGGCCACCGCGGUAGUCGGGAGAGGUCUUUGAUAGAUAGAUAGAUAGAUAGAUAGAUACUUUAUUGAUCCCCAAGGGGAAGUUCUUUUGCGGGGACGGCGGGGUUGGGGGCGGGGGUUGGGGAUGGGGGUCACCAAGGACGUCACCAAGAAGAACUACUGCCCUUGAUCAGAGGUGGACAACUCAGGCUUCAGAAAGUAGCAUGUCGCACCAUGGGUGCCUCUCAUUUGGGCUUUUCUACGUCCUCCCUUCCUCCUCGGUCCUCGUCCUCACUGAUCUAGAUAGAGAAUGAUGGGGCGGCAACAAUGGGAUGGUCUAUCCAGUGUUAGUUAUAGAUCAGUGGGAACGCCCCUCGAGGAUCGAGGAGAGAUGUUGAGAGGCACCCAUAGAUAGAUACUUUAUUGAU
Molecule: messenger RNA, 2536 nt
Organism: Sardina pilchardus (European sardine)
Lineage: Eukaryota; Metazoa; Chordata; Actinopteri; Clupeiformes; Clupeidae
Gene: neurl1b
Product: neuralized E3 ubiquitin protein ligase 1B
Exons: 5
Coding region: 199-2124 (641 amino acids)
Biological process (GO): ubiquitin-dependent endocytosis
Cellular component (GO): early endosome
Molecular function (GO): ubiquitin protein ligase activity
Source: RefSeq, a predicted model, not a curated record